Molecule: messenger RNA, 1979 nt
Organism: Menidia menidia (Atlantic silverside)
Lineage: Eukaryota; Metazoa; Chordata; Actinopteri; Atheriniformes; Atherinopsidae
Source: the annotation of a GenBank genome assembly
GAGAAACCUCGUCAUCACAUUAAACUGACGGUCGUACAGUAAGCUGUCAAAAGCUUGUUGCUUAAAUCUGUGUAACGUAACGAAGUAAAGAAGAAAUUAGGCCGGACAAGAUUAAAUUCUUUAAAGAGGGCCAACAAUGUUUAGCUGUUAGACGGGCGUUUUGAGAACACUUGGCAUGUUGUUUUCGUUAGUUCAGUUGGGUGUCGUCCGUCUGUCCUAGCUGCUGCGUGAUACCGUUUCCAGAGGAGGGCUGUUGGUGCCUGAUGAUGAGGUCCCCAACAGAAGUGCCUUUGAGAAGACAACAUCAGUCUAAAAUUAGUCUAUAAUAAUUUUUUCGUUGUUGCUCUCUUUAAUGUCAAGUAUCAACCCAGGAUACCUCAACUCCAAGACCUUUGACAUCAGUUUGCACACACCCAGCACCUAGAAGGCUUUUACUUGAGUCAUAAUAUAAAAGCAAGAGAUGUCAGAGAAUAAAGACCUGAGAAUGUUACACUAAAGUGGCAAGUCUGAGCUCCCUCACUGGUUCGAUCUGUACAGAGCCUUUCACUGCAGGAAUACACAGACUUUAGCUUGCAAAAAAAAAGUUUUAUGUGACUUACGGCUGAUGGAUGAUCUCUAAGUGAUUGACUAGCCAUCCAUUUCUCUGCUGCAGCUGAUGGAGGAGUCACCGUCUUGUUGCUAAAGAGGAUAAGUUGCACUUGCAGCUGAACCUUUGACUAAACUCGAGCUUUCGCUGUGUAAAGCUUUAAAUAUUAACUUUUACCCUAAAACUUUUUGUGUUAAAAAAAGAACAGUUGGACAUGGCGUUGAAUAUGUCCACAGUAAGAGACACAAAAUGGCUGACUUUGGAAGUUUGUCGGCAGUUUCAGCGAGGAAACUGUUCACGUAGUGAUGAGGAAUGCAAAUUUGCACAUCCGCCGAAGAGCUGCCAGGUGGAGAAUGGCAGAGUUAUCGCCUGCUUCGAUUCACUGAAGGGCAGAUGCUCAAGAGAAAACUGCAAGUAUCUCCAUCCACCCUCACACUUAAAAACCCAGCUGGAGAUAAAUGGACGCAACAAUCUCAUCCAGCAGAAGACGGCAGCAGCUGUGCUCGCCCAGCAGAUGCAGCUUAUGAUCCCAGGCCCCAGUCUGCAGUCCAUGCCAACAUUUCCUGUUACACAGGGACUUGGCUCUAAUGCUAAUCUUGGUUACGGUUCAUACAUCACAUCCUUGAAUCAUGGGAUGAGCCUCAUUCCCUCAGACAUCCUCUCCAGCACCCCGGUUCUUGUUCCCGGCAGCCCAGCUGUAACAGUUCAGUGCUCCUCGUCCUCCUCUUCUUCCUCCUCUUCUUCUCCCUCACAGAAGUUGCAGCGCACAGACAAAUUAGAGGUAUGUCGUGAGUUUCAGAGGGGAAACUGUGCAAGAGGCGAGACAGAUUGCCGCUUUGCUCACCCCAGCGACAGCCCAAUGAUCGAUGCCACCGAUAACACCGUCACUGUUUGCAUGGACUACAUCAAGAGCCGCUGCUCCAGGGAGAAGUGCAAGUAUUUCCACCCGCCCGCACACUUGCAGGCCAAAAUCAAAUCCAGUCAACAGCAAGCCAGUCAGACGGGCGUGGGAGCCCAGGCCUCAGCUGCAGGCAUGACUCAGUCGACUGCCAAAGCAAUGAAGCGACCCCUCGAGGCAACUGUAGACCUGGCCUUUCCUCACAGUCUCCUACAACCUUUACCAAAGAGACCGGCUCUUGAGAAGAGCAACUGGGGCAACUCACUCCUCACGCCCAGUUUAUUGCACUACCAACAGGCUUUGGCCAACACACAACUACAGCAUCAAACGGCUGCAUUUUAUCCCACAGGUUCUGUCUUCUGCAUGACUCCCGCUAACAGCGUUGUCCCCAUGAUGUACAGUGCUACGCCUGCUACUGUCUCUGCAGCAACUACUCCUGCCACAAGUGUUCCCUACGCAGCAACAGCACCAGCCAAUCAGAUCAUCCUCAAGUAA